This is a messenger RNA of Hepatospora eriocheir, 207 nucleotides long. Lineage: Eukaryota; Fungi; Microsporidia; Hepatosporidae. The record is from the annotation of a GenBank genome assembly.
AUGAAGGGAUGUGAAUUGGUUGUACCAAAUUGUCAUGAUUCUUUAACUAUCUACGAUGAUGAGAAUUUUAAAAGUGAAUUAACAAGUGUGUGUGAUAACGAUAAUACCAUUAAAAAGGAGAAUAAGACAAAAUCUAACUUUUCAACAAAGAUAGAUUUUUCAGAGAAGAUUCCCGGCAAAAGAUUUUUUAUUAGAAAAAUUAAUUAA